Varanus komodoensis (Komodo dragon) is the source of this 3336-nucleotide messenger RNA. It is a transcript of the gene ORC1, whose product is annotated as origin recognition complex subunit 1. Gene Ontology annotation, biological process: mitotic DNA replication checkpoint signaling; DNA replication initiation. Gene Ontology annotation, cellular component: nuclear origin of replication recognition complex. Lineage: Eukaryota; Metazoa; Chordata; Lepidosauria; Squamata; Varanidae. Gene Ontology annotation, molecular function: ATP hydrolysis activity; ATP binding; DNA replication origin binding. The coding region runs from base 692 to 3268 and encodes 858 amino acids. The transcript is spliced from 17 exons. The record is from RefSeq and is a predicted model, not a curated record.
GCGGGUUGGGAAGGGAGGACUGCUAUGGGAAGGAUGGGGUCACUCCUCCAAUCCAACUGAUCCAGUUUAAAUUUGGAUCCUUACCUAGGUGAAAUAGUAUCUUUGCAUGGACCAACUUACCCUAUCUUGAGUGUAUAGUAUUUCAAGUACUAUAUUUUUGGUCAGGUUCCAACAAUAAGGACUCACAUUUGCUUGUGAAACCCAGACAUUUUUCGCCUUUGAAAUACCUCAGCACAGCUUUUAUUUUUCUAUGUAUCUUUCUUUUUUUAUGCGUCUCCAUAUGUCUGAUGUAUUUAGAUAAUCAAUGCUAGGGUCUCUGUAUUGCAAGGAACACUAUACAGCUGACCUUAGCUUCAUAUUUAGCUGAACUACAUUGCCAGGGCUCUAAUCCUGUUCACAUUAUUUCUAAAUAAGCUCAUUGAACUUCUGUGCUAUACAGUAAAUAGGUGAAUGGAUUUAUAACUCUGAACUGAAAUGCUUUGUUAACCUCAGUAUUUCUAAAGACAUUCUGCUUUAAAUAACAGGCACUACAGUUCAAUGAAGCUGUCCACAACCUUAACAGAGGAUAGCCUAUACAUGACAGGAGGAGUGCAGAGGUUAAGAUAGCUUCUGUCUUCCUCCUACCAUGCAAAACUCUCACAACCACUCCACCCCUGGAAGCUCCAUUUGGAUUCUUAAAAUACCCUGCUGAAUGGAAAUCAUGAAUAGAAGAACCCAAAGAAAACGUAUCUAUUCUUGGUUGGGAAAAGCUAUCCGUAUAGACAAGCAAUUGCAGAUCUCACAUUAUAGGGGACUGGAUAUUAAAGAUGGAAAACAUGACACUGAGGUCCACAUUUUCCCUGGAGAGUUUAUUUUAGUUGAAGGUGAGAAUGUGGAUCAGGUCUCUGUAGCCAGACUUGAAAAACUAUACGAAAAUGGUACUCAGGAAAAACAUGCAGUUGUGGAAUGGUUUUCUCACAUUGCUGAAAUACCUCUCAGUCAACAAAUGUCUUUGGGACAAGAAGAUUCUCGGGAGAUAUUUUUGAAUGAAAAAGCUGACUGGAAUACUGAUAUAUGUGUUACAUCUAUUAUUAGUAAGAUAAUGGUUGUCCCAUUGACCCCAUAUGAAGCUUUGCCAUCUGUGCCAAAGGGUGAAGAAAUUUUCUUUAUACGCAAAUCUUGGGAUGGAAAAAAGCUUAAACCACUGCCACCUAGCUUAUUGGCAGAGUUGAAAGAUUCCGUUAAGAUGAAGACUAAAGACUUGAGCCUUACAACUGAGUAUCACUUGGCUUCCUCGCAUGCUAUUCACUCUCCCAAAGUAGAAACUAAGAAGGUCGCUCAGAGUACCAAAAACAGCAAGAAUGGCAUAACAGAAAUAGAAUCCAGACACUCAGCCUCCAGGUCUUCCCUUUCUAAGCAAAGACAUUCCCAAAGAGUUGGCAAUGGCAGUGGCACCCCAGGAGCAAAGAAAAAACUACAGCUUAACAGUAUGUUGAACAGCCCUAGAAAAUCUCCCAGAGGCACGUUUGCUAAGCAAGACAAGGCUGACCUUUUAGACAAUGAUUUCACCGAGCCUGUAGAACGAUCAGUCCUGAAACGGAAAGUGACAUUCAAUGGCAUCAAAGGUUCUCCUCCAAAAAUAUCGUGUGAUAGUGAUGAAGAAGAUCUGUUUCUAGACAUCAGACCACUGGAAGACCAUUCUGAAGGAAAAAACAGACAUCUAUCACCGUUCCGGAGGAUACAAGGCUUCACUGGGACUUCUGCUAUGAAAUACAGCACCACAGACUUAGAUGAAGGACAUGAAUCGGAAACCAAGAGCCCAGCACUGACUCCACGUUUACGCAGGAAAUGUGCAGAGGUGACUGCUACUCGCAUUGCAAAACAGCUUUGUGUAUUAAAUGAAGCUGGAGAGAAGGACAAGGAAGAGAAUUACUUUCCUUUCCUAGAAGGUUCUGAUUGCAGUAGCAGUGAUGAAGAAGACACUGAGGUGCUUUGUACACCUAAGAAGCAAGUGAGGUCCACUCCAAAACUGUCAAGAAAACCAUCUGAUAGGAAACCUGCCAAGAAUCCAAGCAAAACUACUGAGCCAAGAAUUCCCCAGACUCCACGUAAUGCUACCCCAAGAAUUCGCAGACGAACUCAAAUUGCAGAGAACCCAGCUAAUGCACUUGAAGAGGCUAGAAUUAGGUUACACGUGUCUGCUGUCCCACAGUCCUUGCCCUGUCGUGAAAAGGAAUUCCAGGAUAUCUAUAGCUUUAUAGAAAGCAAACUCAUUGAUGGAAAUGGUGGGUGUAUGUACAUUUCUGGAGUUCCUGGAACAGGCAAAACAGCAACAGUCCAUGAGGCCAUUCGUUCUCUCCAGCAGGCAGCAGAAAAAGAUGAGUUACCAUCUUUCCAGUUUAUAGAGAUUAAUGGCAUGAAGUUGACUGAUCCCCACCAAGCAUAUGUACAGAUCUUAAAGCUGAUGACAGGCCAAAAGGCAACUGCUAUCCAUGCAGCUGCUCUCCUGGAAAAGAUGUUCUGCGGGCCAGGAUCAAAAAGGAAAACAGUAAUACUUGUAGUAGAUGAGCUUGAUCUCUUGUGGACCCGAAAACAAAAUGUGAUGUACAAUCUCUUUGACUGGCCAACCCAGAAAAAUUCCAAGCUGAUUGUCUUGGCCAUUGCUAACACCAUGGAUUUGCCAGAGAGAAUUAUGAUGAACAGAGUAACUAGCAGACUGGGUCUCACCAGAAUGUCUUUCCAGCCAUAUACUUACAAAGAGUUACAGCAGAUUAUCUCAGCCAGAGUGGGUGAGUUGACAGCAUUUGAAGAAGAUGCCAUUCAGCUUGUUUCUCGAAAGGUAGCAGCUUUAUCUGGAGAUGCAAGACGUUGCCUUGACAUCUGCAGAAGAGCCACGGAGAUCUGUGAACUUGCUAGUCAGAAGAGCAGCCCUGGAUUGGUCAGCACGUUACAUGUUAUAGAAGCCAUGGAUGAAAUGUUCUCAUCUCCUUACAUAAAUACAAUUAGGAAUGCUUCACUACAGGAACAAAUUUUCUUGAAAGCCACUAUUGCAGAAUUUCGCAGGUUAGGACUGGAAGAGGCAACAGUUCAGCAGAUAUUUCAUCAGCAUGUUGCACUAUGUAGAAUUGAAGGCCUGCAAACUCCUACCAUAUCAGACAUAAUGGCAAUUUCGUCACGGCUUGGUACGUGCAGACUUUUGUUACUAGAGUCUAGCAGUAAAUAUCUACAUAUGCGAAUUCGACUUAAUGUUAGCCAAGAUGAUGUCAUGUAUGCACUCAAAGAAGAAUAAAGCAACAGAAUUUCUGCCAUAUGUAUAUGGGGCUUUAUGCAAAAUUUUAAAGAGACUUUAAAAUAAUG